CUUUUUUAAGAUCAUUGUCACUCAAAGCAUCAUUCACAAAGGCAUAAAAUACAAAAAUAUAAAGCAAUUCAUUCACUUCUUACCAUUCUGACUUACUCUCUCUCGCUCUUUCCUCUUUUUUUUGUCAGUUACCUGCCAGCUCGCUGUACCUGCAUAAUAAACAGAAUUAUAAUUGAAACAUUGUCAUCAAAGGCUCAAUCAACAUCACAUCUCCUCUUAAACACUUACCAUAUAUACCCAUACUUAGGUUGUGAGGGAUAUGGAGGCUAAAGAGAAGAAACGAGCGCCACCACCAAAACUUCAACCUGUUAAAGCUGACCAGCUGAGGGAUAAAGAAGCUUACCUUGUCGAUUACUUUGGCGAAGCCAGUCUACCUUUGGUAGCGACCAGUACAAUCGUACGGCCACCGAAGCGACCUCUCUACACCAGAGCAAAAAGCAGCAAUCAAUCCAACAACAUAUCCAGACCGCCUAUUACACUACAGCGCUCUCAAGAUGCAGAGAACACUAUGACUGUGAAAAGUCAAGUACCACUAACAUCCUUUGAAGGGAUUAGCGUGAAUUCCUUCUCACAGGCAGAGGUACCACCGAUACAAAAGCCUCAUCCUGGUUCAAAAACUGAAGAGCAAGGAUCGCUUCAGAAAAAGCGAACGCCUCUGGCAGAUACCCUAAAACUGGGUUCCGAAGGAUCUGCAGAAGCACUACUAGGGCCGAAGGCUAACUUUACUCCUCCUCAGCACAAGGUCUUCAGGAAAGCAACGGGGAAGGAAAACAUUCCUCCUCAGACACCCCUUAGCUCACGCUCUAAAACUCUCAAACCAAUUACUAAAACUGGGCUACGAAAGUCCUUCAAUUGGGGUCGUCCAUACAGAGGUGAUGUUGCAGAUCUAGAGAAUCAAGAAGAAUCGAGAGCGGGAAAUGAUAACAGCAAUUCAACAGGAGACCUACAGGCAGAGCAAGAGAAGAAAGAAUCACCCGUGGAGGUAACAGCAUCAACAUCAUGUGAGUUACCAAUACAAACCUUACAAGAAGAAGACGUCGCCAUUGUGGACCAGGCUCGGGUACGGCAAGGUAGUCAUCGCGACGUAGAUAUACCAGGCUCUGUUCACAAGAGAAUGAAACAUAGCAUGGAUGACUUUCCAGAGUCUCACGAGGGCCCUUCAAAGCCCGCAGCACAAUACUUGGAUGUUACGGCAACGAACAAAGCUACAGUACAAGCCGUGCACACAGCAUCGGCAUCAGUACCAGCGCUAGUAUCAACGUCACCAUCAGCUCUCUCGACCUCUGUUACCCCUACUUAUUCCUCUGAACAACCAAAAGAGUCAACAGGAACAAAAGCGGAAUCGAGGGUUCAGGACCAGCCAUCAGUCAAUUUAGUCCCUAAGGCCAUGCCUGGAGAAGCCCCUAGCACAUCCAAUUCAUCUCAAUUAUCAAAGACUCCAAAGCCUGCUUCAACACUACCUCAAACCAACAACCAUCAGAAACAGCAGUCGCAUGGGUUACGUUCAGAAGGGAUUGCCUCUAUUGCAAUGCAUUUGGCGAUAGGAGCAGCUCAGGCUCCACCAUUACCGCGUCCCCAGCAGCGAAUCGGAGGAUCCAUGGUAGCUCAAAGACCUCUCAAUGAUACAUCAGACCCCCCUGUAUCUACACCGCCUUCUUUAGUGGCAGUGACAUCAACACAGGGCCGAGGAGAGCUCGGUGCGCGACUAGUCACAAUGGUCAACAAUCGGCCUUAUACUCGGUUGACUCAAGUCGGCAAAGGAGGCAGUUCUAGAGUAUACAAAGUGCUUGCCUCAAACUCGAGGAUUUUUGCGCUCAAGAAGGUCUCAUUUGAGGAGGCUGAUCAGUCUGUUAUCAAUGGAUAUAUCAACGAGGUGAAAUUAUUAACAAGGCUGGUCGGUAAUUCGAGAAUCAUUAGGCUGUAUGAUGCAGAAAUCAACUAUACAAAAGGCUAUUUAUGCUUGGUGAUGGAGUACGGCGAAAUUGAUCUUGCACACAUGCUGCUCAACCAGCGAGAGCAGCCAUUUGAUAUUCAUUUUAUUGGGCUUUACUGGCGACAAAUGUUAGAAGCUGUACAAGUAAUCCACGAAGAGAAGAUUGUCCAUUCGGAUCUUAAGCCUGCCAACUUUCUCUUAGUGGAGGGCUCUCUGAAGCUGAUUGAUUUCGGAAUCGCCAAUGCCAUUGCUAACGACACCACCAAUAUUCAUCGGGAGGGCCAGCUUGGUACUGCCAAUUACAUGUCGCCUGAAGCUGUUGGAUCUAAUCCUAACGUAGCAUGUCGAAAAUUGGGGCGGGCGUCAGAUGUUUGGUCACUAGGAUGCAUUCUAUACCAGAUGGUGUAUGGUAAAACACCAUUCUCGGAUGUGCUGAAUGUCUUUAAAAAGAUGAACGUGAUUACCAAUCCGGAUCAUCGGAUAGAGUUUCCAGAGACAGUCUUGUCUCCUCUACAGCCCAAACGAACACAGUUUGCUCAAGUGACUGUAGCGAAACCAACGAAUGUACUCGAUAAUAAUAUUAAUAACAAUGGUGUGGAUGUAAUAGUUCCUGCAGCGGGAUCAGGGCCAGGCACGUUGGGAUUUGGGUCGGGAUCAGGAUCGGAAUCAGGGUCGGGAUCAGAGUCAGGGUUAAGGCCAGAUGGUUCUGCAGUUAUUAAUGGAUCACAAUCAAAAAGCGGUCUCAAUGAAUCUUCAUCAUCUGCACUGGCGCCGGCAAAGACCAUCAAAGUAGAUUUACGUUUAAUCCAAAUCAUGAAAAGCUGUUUAUCAUACCAUUCCAAGGACAGGGUGACUAUACCAGAGCUUUUGAAUGAUCCGUUCUUACACCAUUAGAGAAAUAAAAGACCGAUGGUCUUUGCGUCAACAGCGUUGUGCGUGUAAAAUAACAUAAAUAAAUACAUAAAUCGGC
Messenger RNA from Lobosporangium transversale, 2903 nucleotides. RefSeq names its product kinase-like domain-containing protein. Bases 260 to 2827 code for a protein of 855 amino acids. Gene Ontology annotation, biological process: protein localization to kinetochore; chromosome segregation; meiotic spindle assembly checkpoint signaling. The record is from RefSeq and is a predicted model, not a curated record. Gene Ontology annotation, molecular function: ATP binding; protein serine/threonine/tyrosine kinase activity; protein serine/threonine kinase activity. The transcript has 8 exons. NCBI's taxonomy places the organism in Eukaryota, Fungi, Mortierellomycota, Mortierellomycetes, Mortierellales, Mortierellaceae. Gene Ontology annotation, cellular component: kinetochore; nucleus; spindle.